GGCGUUUUCAUUCCAUCGUGACGCACAGAGCUCUCUAUACGCUGUAAUGAAUUGAUAGUAAUUUAUUUAUAUGUGUCUAUGUUUCAGGUGGUCGCUUUGACGCCAGCCACUCUCAUUCCGGUACGGUUGACGACUCGGUUCGUUUUGGACUCGGCAGUUUUCGGAGUUGCAACGAGACUGUGUUGCAUGCCGGGGUAGUGGCGGACCCUCUCUUUCCGCGAGUGGGAGGACGGACGUCACUGUUUGUCCCAGAGUCAGGGAAAAAUGGCGGAGGCUGCCGCGGUUUCUCAACAUCGCUUCUUCUGUCACUGCUGUAAGGGUGAAGUGAACCCCAAACUGCCGGAGUACAUUUGUCCCAGGUGUGAAUCCGGAUUCAUUGAAGAAGUCGCAGAUGAUUCCAGCUUGCUGGAAAGCGGUGCCAGUGCUAUAAAUGAUGACGCAGCCACACAGUUUGCAGAGCUGUGGCACCUGCUCUUCGUGGAGCGCCCCUUCUCUCUGGACCUGGACAGCCGGGAGUCUGCGGAGAGGCAGCAGCUGAGCGGGUCGGAGCACUGGGGCCCUGGCCGGCCCACCCGACUCCAGAGCCAGAGGAGGUACCGGAGCAGAGGCACCACGAGGCCCGAGCGAUCCCCCGCCGUCGAGGGGAUUGUGCAGCAGUUCCUGGCCGGUCUCUUUGCAAACUCUGGAGUGCCCGGCUCCCCGCCUCUCUCAUGGACAGGCAUGCUUCACUCCAAUCCCGGGGACUACGCGUGGGGACAGGGAGGGCUGGACGCGGUCAUCACACAGCUCCUCGGACAGUUUGAGAACACAGGCCCCCCUCCGGCUGAGAAAGAGAAGAUUGGCUCCCUGCCCACAGUGACCGUCUCUCAGGAACAAGUCGACUCUAAUGUGGAGUGCCCGGUCUGCAAAGAGGAUUACUCUCUGGGAGAGCCGGUCAGGCAGCUUCCCUGCGGUCACCUCUUCCACAGCGAUUGCAUCGUGCCCUGGUUAGAGAUGCACGACACCUGUCCAGUGUGUAGAAAGAGUCUCAGCGGCGAAGACUCCACGAGGCAGAGCCUAGACCCCCCCAGCCUGAACGGAGAGGCCAGACCCCAGGAGCGGUGGUCCUUCUAGAGGUGUCCCCACCCCACCCCUCCCUCCCCCUCCCCCUUCUUCCAGUAACAAAUACACAAUGUAUUCUUUGGACCUUACUGGGGGAAAAAACAAACAAACAUUUAAUUCAUUGAUUUUACAGACCUGUAUAUCUUGUAAGAACCGUGGACACAGCGCCAAAACAGAACCGGUCCAAACCAUCUUAAAAUCCACCUGGUUUUUGUCUCAGAACUACCAUCUAACCCACGUUGACUAAUAGAGUGCUAGCCAUGGCAAGUAUGCCUAUUAAAGGAUUGCUGGCCAUGGCUUUUCAAGUUUUCUGUUCUCCUGUUUCGCACAGAUUGCAAAGUUGAUCUCUGCUUUUUAUAUAAUAUAUAUCUGGUUUUUUUUAUACUUUACGAUUUUGACCUGAAGGCGUUGCUGCGUUUCCGAUGAAAGGUUGCUGCUUGCUUGCUGGCCCCGCGCGUCCCGCGUUGGAAUUCGCUCCAAUGGGACGGCUGCAAUCGCACCAUGUGAUCCGCGUGGGGGGGGGGGGGUUUACCGGUAGCAUCAGAAAAUAUUUGUGAAAAAUAUUCUCUCCACAGUAAAACAGGGCUGUCCAAUCAAUCAAUUUUUUUUCCUCUAUCAAUGUAAUUGUAUCAGUUUUGUUGCCAAUUUUCAAUGCGCGUGUUCUCACUUCUCUUGUGGAUUGUGAAUCGUUUUUAUUUCAAUUCUUCCCUGGCUUGAGGAAGUGUGCAGCUGUGACGUUUGAUUACACGAGAUUAACAGCCUCCCUGUGCUCUGUAAAAGAGAAGGGGAGGCUCUUAUACUCUCUGAACAGCCUCCCUCUGCUCUGCUGGUGGAGCAGAGAAAGAGAAAGGGAGGCUCUUAUACUCUUUGAACAGCCUCCCUCUGCUCUGCUGGUGGAGCAGAGAAAGAGAAAGGGAGGCUCUUCUAUUCUCUGUACAGCCUCCCUCUGCUCUGUGCUGGUGGAGCAGAGAAAGGGAGGCUCUUAUACUCUCUGAACAGCCUCCCUCUGCUCUGUGCUGGUGGAGCAGAGAAAGAGAAAGGGAGGCUCUUCUACUCUCUGAACAGCCUCCCUCUGCUCUGUGCUGGUGGAGCAGAGAAAGAGAAAGGGAGGCUCUUAUACUCUCUGAACAGCCUCCCUCUGCUCUGUGCUGGUGGAGCAGAGAAAGAGAAAGGGAGGCUCUUAUACUCUCUGAACAGCCUCCCUCUGCUCUGUGCUGGUGGAGCAGAGAAAGAGAAAGGGAGGCUCUUCUACUCUCUGUACAGCCUCCCUCUGCUCUGUGCUGGUGGAGCAGAGAAAGGGAGGCUCUUAUACUCUCUGAACAGCCUCCCUCUGCUCUGUGCUGGUGGAGCAGAGAAAGAGAAAGGGAGGCUCUUCUACUCUCUGAACAGCCUCCCUCUGCUCUGUGCUGGUGGAGCAGAGAAAGAGAAAGGGAGGCUCUUAUACUCUCUGAACAGCCUCCCUCUGCUCUGUGCUGGUGGAGCAGAGAAAGAGAAAGGGAGGCUCUUCUACUCUCUGAACAGCCUCCCUCUGCUCUGUGCUGGUGGAGCAGAGAAAGAGAAAGGGAGGCUCUUCUACUCUCUGAACAGCCUCCCUCUGCUCUGUGCUGGUGGAGCAGAGAAAGGGAGGCUCUUCUACUCUGACCAAUAUACUAGAUUUAUUUUUAUUUACCAUAGAAGUUUUUGAAGUUACCAUAAAGCAUAUUUUCAUCAUCCAUAUUAUUUUUUUUUUCCCCAAAUGUGAGCUCCACCUUUAACCCACCUCAGCCUUCGGUAUGCUGUCCAGCAUUGAGAUCCCGGGAUGGGAAUCAGACUCCUAAUGCACAGCAGUGUCACCCAUUCCAGGUUUUACUACCAGCUUGAUCAGCCCCCAGUGUGUCUAGGCAACAAGCUCAGGUGUGUCUUAUUCUUAAACUCCUAGUGAAACCAGGAAUCAAAACGCUGUGCAAUGGGAGUCUUAUUUCCAGUUGAUGUAUUUGACAGUUGGAUGGUUUAUAUAAAAAAACGUGUCCAAUUAAUCAAAUCAUCAGACCAGUUAAGUAAUUGAGAGCUCAGGGGGGGUGGGACGGGAGACACUGCGGUCCUCUCCAGGAGCUGAGUUUCACACCCUGGUGGUAGAGCUUGGAACUUCGAGAUGCUUGUGUGGCGAUCCCCUCUGUGCCCCCCAGGGGGCGCUGUUUCCCCGUUCUCUAGCAAAGCUGGGGGACACACCACGGCUGAAAGUGUGACAGUGCGCUGGAGGGCUUGGUGUGGUUUAUUUUUCAGUGGCUCAAUCCACAAGCGACUUGAACCGGCGCUGUUGAGCAUUCCUCUUAUUAGAAGAAACUCUGUUUCAAAUCUCAUGAUUGUGAUCAGCUGUCGUUUUGGUCUGUGAAUGCCUUUGUUUUAACUUUGUGGUUGUAUUUUCCUCAAUUGUAAUAACCACCCUGAAUCUCCAAGUGGAAAAUUAUAUCCAAGCACAGUUAACUACUAACUUCCCUUCUAUUAGAAGAACUAGAAACAGGGAUGGGAAUCAGACUCCUAUUGCACAGCAGUGUCACCCAGUCCAGGUUUUACUACCAGCUUGAUCAGCCCCAGUGUGUCUUAAUUUUAAACUCCUAGUGAAACCAGGACUGGAUCACACUGCUAUGCAAUGGAAGUUCUGUAUCCGUCCCAGUAGAAGCCCAUUCCUUAUCUUUGUGUUGAUUUUAUCACAGCACCCCACACACUGAAAUUAUCACAAUGGCAGACCGGUCUCCUUGCUCCCCAGACCAGUGCGUCAUCUCUGCUGGUUCCUCGCAGUCUCCAGAUGUUUCUUCUGUGAGUUUGGCACAGCGUUGCACAGCAGGGGUGUCUCAAGCAAGGUCCUUCUGGUUAUUCCAACUUGAGCUCUCGAUGAACUUCAUUGAUCAAAUUAUUUUUUCAGUUGGACAGAUUAAAGCAGGUGGCUUAGGGGUCCAGUGUUUAAAGAAAGGGGCUUGUUACCAGGAGAUCCUAUUGGAAGUGACUCUGCAGCAGCAGCAGCAGUUGUUGAUGAAGCCCAGUUCACUUUGGAUAAAAGCGUCUGCUGAACGACUAAUUCAUAAAACAAGAAUAUUUUUAUUUUCAAUGUCUUUUUGAAGGAUUUAAAAACGCACCUGAUUCAGAUGCAUUACCUAUUAAACAUUUUGAGGCUUGGAGAGAGGUGUUUAAUUAGACCAAUGAAGUAAUUGAGAGCUGACGUUGGAAUGAAAGUUUAACCCCCCCCCGUGCUCCUAAACUGAGUUUUGACCCCCCUCUGCUCUAAAGCUAUUCUGAUCUCGGUUACAGAAAUUUAUUUUGUGGAACCCGCCUCCCCAAAACCUGGCCCAGCCCUUAUAUAAUAAGCCACAUAGCCAUCCCUGUAAAUUCAGAAGCUGUGAGAAGCAUAGAGAGAGUAGACUGGAAAGCUGUUCAGCUGUGGCCACACGUUGCAUCACCUAGAAUUUUAGGAAUGAGACAUAAUUAAAAAAUAAAUAAAUGAACAUAAUUUUGAUCUUUUUAUUGAACAUCAUGCGAAAGAAACUACAAAAUGAUAUCGAAUAAAAAAAGAAAAAGUCUACCGCUAGGAAGCUAUAAUGGAGUAGUUCUAUUAUUUCAUGUUAGAUUUUGAAAUGUCGCUUUUCAGUUUUGUAAGUUUUUUGUGGGUGGAGAAACUACAGAGCGGUGUGUAAUUCAAUAUGUUAACAAGCUGACAUUUAUUCAGCAGGUUUCAUUUGACUUUAUGAAGCUAAAUGAGUCUCUGUAGAGGGUGAUGCAAAACAUCUGGCCACAGCUGUGCAGACAGACAGGGGUUCUCCCAGUAUGAUCCCCUCCACAACCCGGAACCUGUCAAUUCCAGAACGAUUUCAAAGUCUGCUUAUAAAAUCAAUCUGCCUGUGCGGUCCGCCACAGAGUCCUGUGGCUUUUUUUUCUGUUGAAAAUUAUAAUGAAGUAUGAAAUAUGAGGUUGAAAUAAAGUUAUACCAUUUUUGAAUUAGUGGGUGUGCCCGGAGCGUACGUCUACUGUGUGUAGUGGAAUUGGAACGAGUGUUCAAAUAGUUUUGUCCGCCUGUGUUUUUGUUUGGGUGGGCUUGGGAACAUCAUGCGAUUCUGCAGCACCUCCCUAAUCCGGCACAAUCGCCUGGUCCCAAUCGAUGCUGGAUUAGACAGGUUUCACUGUAUAUAGAGAGAGAUUUAUAAAUAAAUAAAUGUACAUUUUGAUGUCUACCUUUGUCCAUCUGUGAACGCUGUUCCCUAUUCCAUUAGAGUGAAUGUUUUCAGUGAAUGCACGCUAUGGUAAUGCAACAUAAAUACUGAAUUUUUUGUCUGGUUAUUGGGGUAUCGGUAAUUUAACUAAAUAUUGCACCAGCGUGCGCGUGUAUUUGAACACCCCAUUGCUUCUGGAGUUUUGAUUUACUGUGCGUCUGAAAUCAAACCACUGGGACUGAAAAUCUGGGGGAAUUUGUCCAAAUAGGCAAAUUAUCAAUUGUCUAAUUGCAUUGAUGCCUUUAAUAGGCCACCCAUGCAGUUAAUUUAAAACAGUGAAGAGAAAAGGAACACAGAGCCACACACGAUAAAACGCAGGAGACUUUUUAGAAGUGGUUUAAGACUAAUUAAAGCACAGAGCGGUCUGACAUUUUCACACAGGAGUGUGUUUCUAUAUCCCUGAUUACUGAGCGGAGAUUGAAAUUCUCCCACCCAGAGGUGUUUUCAUGCAGGCGGGUGUAUAGAGGAUAUCAAUGACAGAUCUGGAGCUGUUCAGAUACAGUUGCACACUGCUGUAAGCAAACUGAGUUAUAAGGGAUCGCACAUUCUCUCAUGACUUUUUUUGACUUAAAUUAAUCAGUGCUGUUUUAAUUAGUGAAGUAAAAAGUCACAAUGUGGUGUUUUUUUCCAGCAGUUUACAAUUACACUACAGUUUCCAAAUGAUUGCUCAGUAAUUAUGUCAUUAGUACAGCCUGAUUCACUGUGCUAACGCUCAGCUAAAUGCUAAAUCCUACGUGCUCCAUCAUACAUUGCAUUUUUUAUUUGACUAAUUCUGCUGUAGGCUGCCAAUUCCAGCCAAUGUACAUAUUAUUAUUAUUAUUAUUAUUAUUAUUAAAAUUCUUUAGUUUGGAUUUACAUUUUUGUAAAUAAUUUUAGGUUUUCUGUUUAAAAAAAAAGAAAUAAAUGUAUCACUUUGCUCACCUUUAAAACAAAUAAAAUCACAACAACACAAUCGCUCCAAUUUUACUUGUGUAAAAUAAGUGUUUUAAGAAUGUGUUAUUUUAACACAGGCUUCCUGAAACUCUGAAUAAAGUGCAUGUAAAUAUCA
Messenger RNA from Acipenser ruthenus (sterlet), 6390 nucleotides. RefSeq names its product E3 ubiquitin-protein ligase RNF115-like. The record is from RefSeq and is a predicted model, not a curated record. Gene Ontology annotation, biological process: protein ubiquitination; positive regulation of DNA-templated transcription; ubiquitin-dependent protein catabolic process. The coding region runs from base 265 to 1113 and encodes 282 amino acids. Gene Ontology annotation, cellular component: nucleoplasm; cytoplasm. NCBI's taxonomy places the organism in Eukaryota, Metazoa, Chordata, Actinopteri, Acipenseriformes, Acipenseridae. Gene Ontology annotation, molecular function: ubiquitin protein ligase activity. The transcript has 10 exons.